Messenger RNA from Nothoprocta perdicaria, 6231 nucleotides. RefSeq names its product basement membrane-specific heparan sulfate proteoglycan core protein-like. Lineage: Eukaryota; Metazoa; Chordata; Aves; Tinamiformes; Tinamidae. The record is from RefSeq and is a predicted model, not a curated record. Gene Ontology annotation, molecular function: protein binding. The transcript is spliced from 48 exons. The annotation marks the transcript as partial. Gene Ontology annotation, cellular component: basement membrane.
AUGCGGCCGCGGCGCUUGCCAGGCGCCCGCGGCGAGCGGCGCCCUCAGCCGCCUCUGCGCCCUGUCCCCGUGCAGGUGGCCGCGGGCCGGCGCGACGCCUCCUUCCCCGAGGACACCGAGGCGGACCGGCCCGGCAGCGCGCGCGGCCGCCGCUACUACGCGCAGCUCUCYGAUGACGAGGACCUGCUGGCCGACGAGCCCUCGGGCGAUGGCAGUGGCGAGGACGGCAGCGGCGCCAGCUCGCUUGGCGGUCUGGAGCCCACAGUCUAUUUCCGGGCGCUGGUGAACUUCACCCACAGCAUUGACUACAGUGCCCGGCUGGAGGACGCCGCCUCUGAGGAGUUUCGGGAGGUGGCCGAGGCCGUGGUGGACACGCUGGAGUCCGAGUACUACAAGAUCCCCGGCGAGCAGGUGGUCAGCGUGGUCUUCAUCAAGGAGGUGGCCGGCUCCGUCUUUGUGGAGCUGGACGUGGGCUCGGAGGGCAACGGCGACGAGGAGCAGAUCCGCGAGGUGCUGCGCGCCGUGGUGGCCGCCGGCUCCAUCGCCUCCUACGUCACCUCCGAGGAGGGCUUCCAGUUCCGGCGGCUCGGCACCGUGACGCCGCAGCGGCGCGCUUGCAGCGCGCUGGAGUUCGCCUGCGGCAGCGGCGAGUGCGUGGAGGGCUCGUACCGCUGCGACCGCCGGCCCGACUGCCGCGACGCCUCGGACGAGGAGGGCUGUGGUGAGACUGGCACGUUCGCCGUCCCCUGCGCCUCGCGCGCGGCCACCAGCACGGCACGUGCGGCCACCAGCACAGCGCGGGUGGCCACUGUGCGCCCAGCGGCCACGGUGCUGGCGCCGGCACAGUCGCGGUGCCGCCCCGACGAGGCAGCGUGCGGCAACCGUCAGUGCGUGCCCCGCGACUACCUGUGCGACGGCGAGCGGGACUGCGCYGACGGCAGCGACGAGCUGGGCUGCGGGACCCCCACGCCCUGCGAGCCCAAUGAGUUCAAGUGCCGCAACGGGCACUGCGCCCUCAAGCUCUGGCGCUGCGACGGCGACGAUGACUGCGGCGAUGGCUCCGACGAGACCAACUGCCCCACCAAGGCGCCGGGGGACACGUGCGAGCCGGAGCAGUUCACAUGCGUGUCCAGCCGUAGCUGCAUCCCCGCAAGCUACCAGUGYGACGAGGAGCCCGACUGUCCCGACCGCUCCGACGAGGUCGGCUGCGUCCCCCCGCAGGUGGUGACGCCGCCGGUGGAGGCGGUGCAGGCGGUGCCAGGCCAGACCGUGCGCUUCACCUGCGUGGCCACCGGCGUCCCCACCCCCAUCAUCACCUGGCGCCUCAACUGGGGACACAUCCCCGCCAGCCGCAGGGUGUCCAUCGUGAGCGAGAAGGGCCAGGGCACGCUGACCAUCCGCGACGUGAAGGAGGCCGACCAGGGCGCCUACACGUGCGAGGCCAUCAACGCGCGCGGCAUGGUGUUCGGCAUCCCCGACGGCGUGCUCACCGUCACGCCGCCGCGCGGGCCCUGCCCCGCCGGCCACUUCCACCUGCCCGCGGCCGGGCGCUGCCUGCCCUGCUUCUGCUUCGGCGUCACCAGCGUGUGCCACGGCGCCGGCCAGCACCGCCGCCGCAUCGAGCUCCGCUUCGACCGCCCCGGCGACUUCAAGGGUGUGAACGUGACGGCGGGGCCGGCGGGCGCCCCGGCGCUGGCGGCGCCGCAGCUGCGCAUCGACACCGGCGCCGAGGAGUUCCAGCUGCUGGACCUGUCACGGCACUUCCCGGCUCGCGAGGCCGCCUGGGCGCUGCCGCAGCCCUUCCUGGGCAACAAGGUGGACGCCUACGGUGGCGUGCUGAGCUACACCGUGCGCUACCACCUGGGCCGUGGGCCGCCGGAGCCGACACAACGGCCCGACGUGGUGCUGCUGGGYGCCCGUGGCAAGCUGCUCUCCCGGCCCCGUGCCGAGCCUACCCGGCCUGGUGUCUUCAACCACCGCCGGGUGACCUUCACCGAGGACGAGUGGGAGGAYGAGGCGGGCGCCGCGGUGAGCCGGGAGCAGCUGCUGCUGGCGCUGCAGGACGUGCGGGGCCUGCUGGUGCGGGCCGUGUACGACGGGCGCCAGGCGAGCGCCGGCCUCAGCGCCGUGGCCAUGGAGGUCAGCGGCGCUGAGGACACGGGGCUGGGCCCGGCCGAGGCCGUGGAGCGGUGCCGCUGCCCAGCGGGCUACGCGGGGCUCUCCUGCGAGCGCUGCGCCGCCGGCUUCGAGCGCCUGCCCCACGGGCCCUACCUGGGCACCUGCUCGGGCUGCAGCUGCCACGGCCACGCCAGCGCCUGCGACCCCGUCUUCGGGCACUGCCUGAACUGCCAGCACAACACGGAGGGCCCGCGGUGCGAGAAGUGCCGCGCCGGCUACUUCGGCGAYGCCACGCUGGGCACGGCGGGCAGCUGCCGGCCCUGCCCCUGCCCCUACGCCGAGCCGGGGCGCCGCUUCUCCGAGUCCUGCUUCCUCGACACGGACGGGCAGGCCACGUGCGACGCCUGCGCCCCCGGCUACGCCGGCCGCCGCUGCGAGAGGUGUGCGCCUGGCUUCCAGGGUGAUCCCAUCCAACCGGGAGGGAAGUGCACCCCCAUCGGCCAGGAAAUCGUGAAAUGUGACGAGCGCGGGGGCCAGGACACUGAGGGUGGCACAUGCCGCUGCAAGCCCAACGUGACGGGCCGCUUGUGCGACGAGUGYGCGGCGGGCGCCUUCCACCUGAGCCACGCCAACCCCGACGGMUGCCUCAAGUGCUUCUGCAUGGGCGUCUCGCGGCAGUGCGCCAGCUCCUCCUGGCACCGCGACCAGGUGCGCGCCACGGCCGAGACGCCCUUCAGCCUGGCCAACCUGGGUGCCACGCAGACGGUGAGCGAGGGCGUGCGCUUCGCCGGCGCCACCGAGGUCGCCUUCUCCGACUUCCACACGCUGCCCCGUGAUGUCUACUUCUGGGUGCUGCCACCGAGCUUCACCGGCGACAAGGUGACGUCCUACGGCGGCGAGCUGCGCUACACGGUGAGCCACGCGGCGCCGGCAGGCGCGCGCCCGCUGCUGCGCCACCCCGACGUGCUGCUGCGAGGCAACGGCAUCACCCUGGAGCACUUCAGCGAGGCCAGCCCGCCGCCCGGCGUCCCCGCCACCGUGACCGUGCCCUUCCGCGAGCGCGCCUGGCGCCGGGCCGAUGGGCGCGAGGCCACGAGGGAGCAUCUCCUGAUGGCGCUGGCCGAYGUGGACUUGCUCAUGAUCCGUGCGUCCUACUCGGAGACCCCCUUGGAGAGCAGGCUCGCCGAUGUGCGCAUGGACGUGGCCGUGCCACACRCCACGGGGCUGCGGCGGGCGCUGGAGGUGGAGGACUGCGCCUGCCCCGACGGCUACCGCGGCCCCUCGUGCCAGGACUGCGCCGCCGGCUACACCCGCACCUCCGGCGGGCUCUACCUGGGCACCUGCGAGCGCUGCCAGUGCCACGGGCACGCGGACGAGUGCCACCCCGAGAGCGGUGUGUGCCAGGACUGCCGCCACAACACUGAGGGCRCCCAGUGCGACAAGUGCCAAGCGGGCUACUACGGUGACGCCACCCGUGGGACCCCCGGUGACUGCCAGCCCUGUCCCUGCCACGGACCGCCCUCCGCCACUCAGACCUGCUUUGCAGACACYGACGGGCAGCCCACGUGCAGCGCCUGCGCGCCGGGCUAUGCCGGGCGGCUCUGCGAGAGGUGCUCUCCGGGCUUCGUGGGGGACCCGCCGCGCGACCAGCCGUGCCGAGAGCCGGGCGAGCAGUGCCAGUGCGACCYGCGCGGCAGCCUCAGCAGGGCCUGCGAUGCCGACGGGCUGUGCCAAUGCAAGGCCAACGUCAAGGGCCCCCGUUGUGCCUCCUGCCGCCCCCACCACUUCCACCUGAGCGCCGACAACCCCGCRGGCUGCCUGCCCUGCUUCUGCAUGGGCAUCGUGCAGCAGUGCACCAGCUCCUCCUAUUCCCGCAUGCUGCUCAGCACCUCCUUCGCGCCCGGCGCCUUCCAGGACUUCGCCCUGGUCAACCGGCAGCACAGCAGCCGCGUGGAGACGGGUUUCAGCGUGGAGAUGGGUGCCGCGGGCCCCCAGCUCACGUACGGCCGCUUCGCCGAGCUGGGCCGCGAGUCCUACUACUGGCAGCUGCCGCCRCUCUACCAGGGGGACAAGGUGGGCUCCUACGGCGGGCGGCUGCGCUACACUUUGGCGUACACCCCCAGCGGACGUGGUGCCCCGCUGCCCGAUGCCGACGUCCAGAUCACGGGCAAUGACAUCACGCUGGUGGCCUACCAGCCCGAGCUGCCGCCGCGCACACCGCGCGCCUUCGAGAUCGUCUUCCACGAGCAAUACUGGAAACGCCCGGACGGGCAGCCGGCCACACGGGAGCAUCUCAUGAUGGCCCUGGCCGACCUGGAUGAGAUCCUCAUCCGUGCCACCUACUCCACCAACAUGGCCUCGUCCAGCAUCGCCGGCGUCAGCAUGGAGACCGCCGUGCCGGCCGCCCCCGGGCUGCCGCCGGCGCCGGAGGUCGAGGAGUGCCGGUGCCCACCGGGCUACCGCGGGCUCUCGUGCCAGGACUGCGCUCCUGGCUACACCCGCACCGGCGGCGGGCUCUACCUGGGCCACUGCGAGCUCUGCGAGUGCAACGGCCACUCGGACAGCUGCCACCCYGAGAGCGGCGCCUGCUCCAGCUGCCUGCACAACACGGCAGGUGAGUUCUGCGACCAGUGCUCGCCCGGCUUCUACGGGGACGCCACGGCCGGCACGCCGGAGGACUGCCAGCCCUGYGCCUGCCCGCUGCUCCAUCCUGAGAACCAGUUCUCACGGACGUGUGAGAGCCUGGGAGCUGGUGGCUACCGCUGCACCGCCUGUGAGCCUGGCUACACCGGGCAGUACUGCGAGCAGUGCGCGCCCGGCUACGUGGGAGACCCCAACGUGCGGGGACAGAGGUGCCUGCCCGUGGACUCGGCGCCCCUGGCCGUGCGCAUCCACCCGCCCAGGACCACGGUGGCCCAAGGCAGYGCGGUGACCCUGCAGUGCCAGGCCAGCGGGGACCCCCCUUUCUACUACUACUGGUCGCGGGAAGACGGGCGCCCGCUGCCCGGCGGCGCCCAGAGCCGUCGCGAAGGCGAGGAGUUGCACUUCGCCAACAUCCAGCCCUCCGAGGCCGGCGUCUACAUCUGCUCCUGCCGCAACCUGCAGCACAGCAACGCCAGCCGYGCCGAGGUCAUCGUCACUGAAAGCCCCAGCAAGCCCAUCACGGUGACAGUGGAGGAGAAGAGRGUGCAACGGGUGAAGCCUGGUGCCGAUGUCACCUUCAUCUGCACGGCCAAGAGCAAGUCGCCUGCCUACACUCUGGUGUGGACGCGCCAGAACCACGGCAAGCUGCCGAGCCGCGCCAUGGACUUCAACGGCAUCCUCACCAUCCGCAACGUGCAGCCCGAAGACGCCGGUGUCUACGUCUGCACCGGCUCCAACAUGCUCGACAUGGACGAGGGCACGGCCACACUCUACGUCCAAGCCCCUUCGAAGACUCAGAUGUUUUACGGACCCGUUGAGUUCAUGGAAGGCCACAGACCCAGCCCCACCGCCGCCCCCAGCGCCACCGUGGAGCCAGCACAGCUGAGCGUGGCACCGGGGCAGCCCGCCGAGUUCCGCUGCGUGGCCACGGGCAGCCCGGCGCCCACCAUCGAGUGGCUCGGUGGCGCGGGCGGCGCGCUGCCGCCGGGCGCCGUGGUGCAGGGCGGCAUCCUGCGCUUCCCGGCCGCCCAGCCCGCCGACGAGGCGCACUACGUUUGCCGCGCGCGCAGCAGCGCCGGGCAGCACGUGGCRCGCGCCUUCCUCCGCGUGCAAGGUGCCGAGGCGCCCCAGGUGCAGGUGAGCCCCGAGCGCACCGAGGUGCAGGAGGGCUCCACGGUGCGGCUCUACUGCCGCGUCUCCGGCUCGCCCGACGCCACCAUCUCCUGGGAGAAGCAGGGGGGUGAUCUGCCCCCGCAGGCGCGCUCGGAGCGCACCGACAUCGCCACCCUCGUGAUCCCCUCCAUCACGGCGGCCGAUGGCGGCGUCUACCUCUGCGUCGGCACCAGUGCCUCCGGCACGGCCCGGGCCCGGAUCGAGGUGGUGGUGGCGCCAGGUGCUGUGCCGCCCGUCCGYGUGGAGUCCCCGUCACCCUCCAUYGCCGAGGGACAGACCCUGGACCUGGACUGCGUG